AUGUUCAAUUUUUUAAGUUGCUGCACUAAUCCAUCAUAAUAAGCCAAUUAAAACUUUUAGCAGAUUGAGGUCAAGAUAAUGACUCCUAAAAUCAGCUAUAUUUCAGAUGGUGGUAAAAAAUAGGAUUUUGAUCAUCAAAAAUUCUCCUCAGCAGAUGAUGAUGAUAUGUAGGUAAAUUAAUAAAAAAAGCUAGGAAAUAUUAAUAAGAUCAAUUCCCUUACAAAUUAAGUUGACCAAAUAUACCAAAGUCACAAUGACCUAAAUUAGCUUAAUGAGAAUCAAGACAAGUAAAAAAUUUCAGAUACUGAGAUACACUAAAAUGAUUCACUAAUUAAUAAGACUAUUGCGUUGUUGAAAUUUGCCAUUAAAUUAGCUAUUAAUGGCUGA
Stylonychia lemnae is the source of this 387-nucleotide messenger RNA. The record is from the annotation of a GenBank genome assembly. Lineage: Eukaryota; Ciliophora; Spirotrichea; Sporadotrichida; Oxytrichidae.